AUCGUCAUUCACAAUCAUCAUCAUCAGAAGCAGCUGACGUCAAGGCCUUGAGGAAGAGAAGAGAUAUACUCUCCUGUCAAUGAAGUCUUCUUGAUUUCCCUCCCUCUCUCUCUCUCUCUCGCCCCCUACGAUGGUCUCCGGUCGUAGAUAGCAGUGACAGAAAAGAGCAAUGUGGUGGGGUGCGUCAGAGGGGGGCCAAGGGGGGUCUCCUCCACCUGACCCCCCAGCAGAGCAAGGUGACAGUAGCCAGGGUGGAGAUGCCGCUGUUGUACGACAAGAGUUGGGGGAUCUUAAGGAUCAAUUUGAUGAGCAACAGGCACUUAUUGGACAACUCAAAGAUAUGCUUAAGAAGAAAGAGGCCACACUUUCAAGCAGGGAAAAGGAAGUGCAGGACUAUGCGGAGAGGUUAGCUAGAAUGAAACCACGACUGGGAAGGAGGGUUAGCAGUAAAUCAAAGCAAUCACCUGGUCCCUCUGAAUGUUCAGAGUCAGGAGAAUCCUCUGGGGCUGGAUUGGCCUCGGCACAAGUAGCUAGUGUAAGUGAUACCGAGCAGAUGCCUUCGCCUGCUUCCCAUACUGCCGAAGAGAGGUUAGGUCCUCCCGUUUCUGAAGAAGAGGUUGCACUCCCCCCCAUUCGUGCUGAAGGGAGAGUUGUUGAAGAAAAGAGGCUCUCUUCUUCAGAGAGCAGCAGUCGAGCAAAAAUACUGCUGCUGAGAAAGCAACUUCAAGAGAACAGAUUGAAAUUUCAGCGUCAGCAUAAGGACGACGAGAAGCUUGCAAUGGAAGAGAUGAAGCAGAGAAUUGAGCGACUACGAGCCGAAGUCGAACAACGAGACGACUUGAUCCAAGCACUAGAGGGGAGAGGACCCUCCCAAGAAGAGCCCAGCAUGCAGAAGCUCUAUCAGCAGAUAGUGUAUAAGGAUAAUACCAUCUUAGACUUAACCCAGAAGCUCACUCACCUUGAGGGGGUCAUUCAGGAACAGCAGGAGCAGCUUAGUGAGAAGGACAAGAUCAUCGAGGCACGCACAGAAGCCGUCUCUCUUAUAGCUAAAGCGCAAGAUGAAAAGAGUCUCAAGACACUGGAGGAGUUGGAAGAAGUUAGGUACCAAAUGAAAAAGAUGCAAGAAAACUUUAUACUGAAGGAGCAGGAAUUAACUGCCGAGAGAGAUAGCCUCUCCAAAGAGUUGAAAGACAAGAUCAAGAAAGUCAAUCAGUUGGAAGACAAUGGACGUCGGUUAGAGAACCUCCGUUUCGAAAUGAGCACUCGUAAUGCAGAGUUGCAGGAGAAAAUUGUAGGACUUCAGUCUGAUGCCAAAGCCCUGCGGGAGCAAUCUGAAGCUGAGAGACAAACAUAUUCAGAAAAGGAUUCAUUAAUUCAAGAAUUGAAACAAAAACUAGUGAAAGCUGAAGCACACGGCCAAAAGAAAUUGAAGGCACUAGAAAAACAACUGAAAGGAAUAAAACAGGAUGGAAAUGCAGGCGAGAAAAUAUUAGAACUUCAGAAUGCAAUCGCUGAACUGGAAGAAGAGAAAGGCAAUUUGCAGUUGAAACUUGUAGACUUUGAUGACCUAAAAGUGACCAAUGAAAAAUUGACCUCUGUGAGGAACAAGCUAGAGGACCAUGUGAAACAGCUUAAUUGUGACUUAGAUUCUCAGUUGAGUGCCAUCACACAACUGGAAACUGAAAAAAUCAAACUAGUGGAGGGUAUUAACGAACGCGAAAACAGAAUCUUUGAUCUUGAGUCUGAGUUGAGUGGUUUGAAGUUGAGCCUCGAAGAAAUCAAGCAGGCGAAAGUUACUCUCGAUCUUCGUCUGUGCGAGGUUGAAGAACAGAGAGACACUGCAGAGAAACUGAAGCUGGAGCUUGAAAAUCAGAUGACAGAGUCUGGACGUGUACCUGUGGAACAGCUGUUGGCUGAAAAGGGUAGUUUAGAGGAGUCACUACAGAGCAUAAUGAAAGAAAGAGAGGAAUGGGAACAAAAGUACUUGGGUCAAAUUGAAACUGUACAAGAUUGCGAGAAGAAAACUAAAUCGGCUGUGGAGGAGAGAGACCAGAAAGCUCGUGAAUGUAAAAGACUAAUGAACAUUCUAACAGAUAAGGAAAAUGCAAUUGCUACCUUGUCAAUUCAGAUUGACAAACACGAUGCAGUUGUAGCCAGUGUUGAAAAGAAAGUCAGGUUAGCCAAUGAAGAAGCUGAAAAGCUUCAGGUGCAAUUAAACAACGUUAACCAAAAAUUCCAGAGCAAGCUGCAGGAACUGCAGGAUACUCACAGCACUAUUGCAGAAAUGGAAGGGAAGCUGAAAGGUUCAGUAGCAGACUUACAUUCAAAAGAGGAGGAAUUAUCUGCCUCGCGAAAUAGCUUGGAAACUCUCAACAGAUCUUUGAACGAACGAAACAUAACUGUUCAGAAUUUAGUUGGUGAAGUGUCAGCGUUGCAAGAGGAGGUGAAAAUGAAAGAGAGGAGCGUUGACGACCUUAUUAACAAGCUGGAAAGAUUGGAGUUGCAAAAUAACAAUUGUGAGAAGGAGAUCGAGAGACUGUGUUCCACCCUUACCAGUAGAGAUGACCAGAUCUCUUGUAAAAACAUGGAAGUAGAAUCUUUGAAGAAAGACCUGUUGAACAGCACAAAACAACUUGAGGCCACUAAGUCCUCGCUGGAAUGUGAAUUAGAUACACUCUCAGCAAUGCUGAGUGACACAAAGAACCAGGUGGAAUCUUUACAGGUUGAUUUACAAGUGAAAGAAAAGGAAAUUCAGAAUAAUCAAGUCAUCAUUUCUAAAUAUGAACAGGAAGUUUGCGAUAAGAAUCAAACGUUAGAUGACCUUCAGGUCCAGUGUCAAGAACUUCAAGCAAGACUUUCUUCCUCCUCUGCAAUUCUAUCCGAAAAAGAGUCUGUGAUCUUUAAACUUCAGAAUGAAAUUGAAGAAAAAUUGUCAACUUUGGAAAGUAUGCAUAUGCAACAAGUAUCCCUUGAGCAGAAAAUCCUUCAUUUGGAAGAAGAAAAUAAAUCUUUAUCAGAGGAGAGAUCUCGAUUAGAGGAAGAGUGUAAUGAGAAGGUAGGAUCAAUAGAGAUUCUGAAUAACACACUAUCAGAGAGAAUGGCAAGUAUUUCCAAUUUAGAAGCCUCAGUUGGAAGCUAUACAAGUGAGCUUCAUAGUAAGGCUUCCGAAGUCGAGAAGUGGCAGAGUGAAGCCUUAGAAAAGGGUGAGCAAGUAAAUGCACUAACAUUGCAGUUAGGUAAUAUUCAGUCUGAUGCUGGGAGUAAAGACACACUUGUUGCAAACUUACAAGAACAGCUUCUACAGAAUCACGAGCAAAUAUCAGGUCUUCAGAGUCGCCUCCAGCAAGUUGAAGGUUCAUUAGCUGAAAAUCAGCAAGCUCUUUUGCAGGCACAAGAGCAAUUAACAGAGAAUCAGCACCAACUGACAGCAAACCAAGAGCAGUACAUGAAACUGAAAGGGGAGUUUGAUGCCAACCAAUCACAACUAGCGGAGACCAACUCUCAGUACGAAAAGGCAACUGCUCUUGCCACCCACUUUGAAGAGGAGCUGAGAAAGAAGGCUAGUAACUUAGAAGCUGCAGAAAAACAAAUGGCAUCUCAAGAGGAAAGUAGCGUAAAGGAACUUUCGAAUGUGCAGCACGAUGUUGAACAUUUGCGGUCAGAGGUCACAAGGCUGGAGGCAGAACUGCAGGCCUCUAAGGAGCAAGCAAAUGCUUUGCAAGCCGAGAUAUCACGACUACAAGAACAAAGCAAACAAAUUCAGGAAGACUCUGAGACAUGCAGAAAAGAAUACAGCUUGAAGUGUGAGGAAGUUACCACUUUACAGGAGAAUCUCUCUCAGAUACAAUAUCAAGCUAAUUCUUUCCAGGAACAGUUAACCCAAACAGUAUCUUACCAAGAGCAGUAUCAGCAACAAAUUCAUUCUCUUCAAGAACAGCUUAACCAGGCCUUGAACUUGAAGCAGCAGAGUGAUAGUGAAAUAGCAGCUUUAUCUGUAACGCAGCUGCAACGAAUUUCCCAGCUGGAGGGAGAACUGCUAGCACUCACCCAAGCAAGAGAUUACUUACAAGCAGAACUUGAAAAGAGUUCUAUUGAACUGCAGAAUCAGCGUCAUGCUCUUGAAGAAGAGAAGGUCAGUGUAGAAAAUCUAUUAUCACAGUCUUCCACCAAAGACAGUGAAAUCCAGAUGUUGCAAAAUAACAUUUCUGUGCUCCAAAAUACAGAACAGGAACUCAAAAAUCUUGUCAAGGAGCUUGAAGAAGAGAAAGCACAAUUCAAGGCAUUCUCAGGCCCUGAGGACACAAGUGGUGUACAUUCGCAGCCAGCUGUAGAUUCUGAAGUGAAAACAUUGAGGGAUGAGCUUGCAAGAGCACUUGACCAGAGUAAGUUUUUGGAGGAGGAGUGCGAUGGCCUCCGUGGAGAUGCAAACACCUUGAAGCAGCAGUUACAAGAUGCUCGACAGACCAUCACCCACCUUCAGACAAGUUUAGCCACCACCCAGUCUCAAGGCAGCUCAUCAGCAGGUGGAUGGGGCGACUGGGGAGAAGUAGAUUUAGGGUCGCCAGCACCUGCACCAGAAGAAUUGCCCCAGCAGUCAAGUUCUUUAAUAUCCAGCCUUCAGAAGUCGUUAGCUGAUAAGGAUGAGAUGCUUACCAUGAUGCAAGAUCAGUUAAAAGAAACCUUACAAGAAAUCAAUGCAAUUAAUGAGGAGAAGAAGAUACUAGAAAAACAAAAACAAACUGCCGAAUCCAACAUUGCCAAGCAGAUGGAGAGUUGGAAGGAGGAAAAGGAGGAACUAAACCGUAUGAGGUUGGAGGCUGAAAAUGCAGCUUCUGUACAUGGUGCCUUAGAGGAAGAGAGAAAGAAAAUGGCCAUUUUGGAGCAGGAUCUGUUGGAAAAGCGGCAAGCUAUUGAGGGUUUGACUCAGCAGCUUAUGCUAAUGCAGUCAUAUCAGCAAACACCUGUGCAAGACCCAUCCCAAGCAACAAACGUUAUUGAGCCUGUUGUUGCAGGAGGUGUACAAGAAGAGGUGAUCACAUCCCAAGUGCAAGCAACUCAGCAAGAAGGGGCAAACCUCUUUGGAACUGUACAGUGGCCACAAACAGGUAAUGAAGAUGCUGCUAGCUGGUUUGAUCAAGCAGUAGGUAAUGAGGCUCCUGCCACUGAUAACAAGCAAGUUGCUCCCGUGCAGACUGCAGAAACAAGUGUUGAUCAGGUGCAAACACAGGAUCCAGCUAGUUGGUUUAAUCAGCAAGAAGUCAAAGACGCGCCACUUGUCGGUGGUGACCAGGUUGCAGUGACACAAAGCAUUGGAUUAGAAGGUGAUCAGUCACAGGAUCCUGCGAGCUGGUUUGAUCAACAGGUUGCUUCAGGUGUAGCAGCUGUUAGUGAAGAAGUCACAGCAACACAGGGUAUCGAGCAAACGCAAGAAUCCCAAGGACUGGACACUAUCAAUGUAGAGGAACUACAGUAUAAAUUGUCAUGGUAUGAAGAGCAGUGGUCAACGUGGACUGGUCAUUACAGUCAACUUCAGACUAGCUACCAAGAAGCUGAAGAAAAAGUGGCAAUGUUAACAGAGCAGCUUCAGGCAUUGCAGGUAGAGAAAGACCAACUUCAGGCUUUGCAGGAAGAGAAAGACCAAGGGGCUAGUGCUGAAGAUGGUCGUUUGAAAGAGGAGACUCAAUCAGUAGGCCAUGAAGAGGCAGCUUUAGCUUUAAGUGCUCAAGCCCAAGAAAUCCGGACAAAAUUGGAAGAUGCGGAAAAGGCUCUCGAAGGCCUCAGAGAAGAGAACCAGCGGCUUCAGCUGGAGGCCACUGAAGUUGCUGAACUUAGAGCACAGCUGGGAGUGUUGCAGGAGAGGACGAGGAACGAAGACCCUACCAGGCUGCAGGAAGCAGAGGCUGAAGUUGAUCACCUCAGAGGUUUUGAAACACAAGUUUACGAACUACAAAGUCAAGUACAGGCUCUUCAGCAUCAGUGUACUGCUAUGCAAAAUAAACUCUCGGAAGCUGAAACUGAAGUUGGCCGUCUGCGUGAAAUUGAGGCCCUCUAUGGGGAGCUGCAGUCCUGCAUUCAAGAGUCGGAAACCAAGCGUGAAGGUUCAAAGUCACGUGUGCAAGAACUCGAGCUCAUGGUGCAGUCAGCGGAGUCUGAGAUCGCUCGUUUGCGAAAUGAGAUAGAGGUGCUGAGCCAAGGGGAACGAAAUAGGGGUGAAUUACAAGACUCAGGUGAUGUAUCAGGAUUUAGAAGUCAGGUGUUGAGUCUCCAAAAUGAAGUUGACAAAUGCCAAAGUGAGAUUGACUAUUACAAGGCAGAAAUGGGGAGACUCGAGAACGAGAAUCAGAACAUGGGCGAUGAAAUGGCCAGAGCAAGAAGUGAUCUGCAAAGACUGGAACAGGAAAAUUCUCAGUUGAGAAGUGAAUUAGAAGUUUUUGAAGGCGAACUUGACAGAAUGCGUAGCUCGUGCGAGAUGUACGAGGCCGAGAACAACAGAGUGAGAGGAGAUUAUGAGGCUUUGUCACAGGCCAGUCAGAUGACAGAGGCUGAAAAAGAGAGUUUGGAAAGUGAGGUUCAGCGUAUCACUGCUCAGAACAUGGCCUUGUCAGCAGACAGUGAACAUCUUCGUGAUGAAAUUCAAAGAUUGACCGAGGUUAGUACCUCUGCUGAAACAGAAAUUGUCCGUUUACAGACUGAAAUUGAGAGAUUCAAGUUAUUAGAUCAGCAGUAUAAUAAUCUAGAAAGUAAGUACAAUGAGUUACAAGCACAAGUCACUUCAAUGGAAUCGGCCCAGAGUAGCAAGACGUCUGAAUCUGAACCGCACAGCUUGGUAGUUGAAGAAGUUGACUGGAGUGCUGAAGGCCGGAUAGAAGACGAGCACCUUCAGAGAUCGUCAUCUGUCGAUCUGAAGUACCAAGAAGAGAUAGAUGACCUUAAGGAGAAAGUAAUAGCUAUAGAGAAGGAAAAGAAUGCAACCUAUGAUGAGCUUCAGGCAGCAAAACUGAAGAGUGGAAAGAUGCUUCAGAAGCUGAAGUUGACGCAGAGCAAAAAUGAAUCCCUGACGAAAGAAAUUCAGAAACUGAAAGCAAAGGCUGGUGGGUUUUCUGACCUUGAUCAGGCUUUGGAAGAAGAAUGGAAAGCCCAGGUGACCAAAGCUGAAACCGAAAGGGACGAGUACAAGCAGAAAUUGGACGAGGUCGAGAACGAGAAGGAGAAUCUCCUAACACAAAUUGAUGUCCUCACAGCAGCCCAGGAAGAGUACAUAGAAAUGAAAGAAGACCAGGACACUACUAUCAAACUCCUAAAAGCUCGUAAUAAGGAAGUGGAAGGACAGAUUCAAGCCCUUGAGUGGAAAAUCACAGAGUUAGAGGAAGUUGUAGAACAGCAAAGGAGUGGUGAUGCCCAAGAACCCAUUAUUCAUCCUAGGUCAUCCGCAGAACGAGAAUUGGGACUUGCAGCCAGUGAUCAUCAUGCUGCCUCAAAGGAAAUUGAAACACUGAGGGACCAAGUCGCCUCCCUUCAACGGGAAGCGAAGAUCUUUAGGUCAGAAAACGAAAGACUACAAACGGCAGCGAAGGAGCUGGAAGAAGCCGUGGAAACUCUGAGUCAGGAGAAUGAGACUUUCCAGUCCAUCAUUGAGGGACUCAAGGAUGCUAAAACAAAGGCUGAGAGUGACACAAACAAUUACAAGUCAAUUUAUAUAGAGCUGCAUGAUGAGCAUGAGUCAGUGAAGAAGGAAAAGGAGAAAACAAACGAGGAGCUGAAGGAACUGACCUAUGCCCACGACACGCUCAAGGCGGCUUAUAACUCCUUGUACGCGGAAUACAAUGACCUCCGUGACGUCUGUGAUAGCCACAAGCAUGAUGUUGGCAUUCUCAAGGGAGAGAGAGACCGGCUCGUCGAGGAAAUCAACAGUCUGAAGAAUCAACUGCAGGCUCUUCAUGAGGAAGAGGAGGAAGAGACUAUUCGUGCCUUACAAGAUGAAUGCUCUAGCUUGAGAGAGCAGAACAACCUGCUACAUGAAGAGAACACAGCUUUGGAAGUCAAAACUGAAGAUGCCAUAGAGAAGACUUCGAGACUGGAGAACACGCUGGAACAGAACGUAGAGAUGCAGAAGUUGCUGCAGGAGGAACUCAUGAAAAAAUCUGAGGAGAUCAACUUCCACACAGUCACUAUAGAAGACAAUGAAAGGCAGAUGACCUACUUGAAAGCUGAAAUGGCUGCCCUGAAAGCCAAGCUUUCACAGCAGGACCAAGCGGAAGAGAGCACUCUGGAAACCACACAGAAGUUAGAGGCAGAAGUCGAACAGCUUCAGGAAAGAAAUCAUCAGUUGCUGAUGCAGGUUGAAGCAGCUGAAGCAUCUCUUGCCAAAUUAGCGGGAGGUAAGACGGAGGGCGGCGAUACAGUAUUUGCUCCUGUAGCACCAGCUACUACAGAGCUGGAUGCAGCCCUUGCCUCGCUCCACUUACGUGACCUUAGAUGUCAGCAGCUUUCUCUAGAAAUUACAAAGCUCCUGGAAGAGAGAGAUGCCUUGCAGCUCAAACUAAGUGCUUCCCUAAGACAGACUCAAGAACUCACACGGGAGUUGAGUCUGAGUCACCAGCUUCCAGCUCCUGUUUCUCCUGAACCAUCCCUGGACCAAAAACUUGCAGAACUCAGGGAGCUAAAUGAUUCUUUAGAGCAAAAGGCUCUUCUUAGCCUGCAAGGUGCUGCAUCAGCAACAGUUGGCCGUCGAAUCACAGUCGGUGGCCUCCCAUCUCCUCCUAUUUUCACCCCUCAUACAGCUCCUCCUACCCCCACAGCAACGAGACACGCUGAUUACACACUCACUCGAGAAGCUCAGGGAACGUCUACCACUCUUAUUGACUGGAUUAUGGGCAAGAGCACACCUCGAGUGUUGCACGUGUGAUUAGAAACAAAUGGCUUCCCGCACAACGCACAUAUGCCCUUUUAUAGUGCGCACAUGGAGGCUUAGCUACAGACCACGCAAGAGACAAUGGAGAAGAUUCUUCCAGAUCUACCUUGUAACCUUGCACCUGUUUAUCUUGUGUGUCUUGUCUCUUGUGCUUCCCAGCUGAAGGCGUUACAGAAGUUUUGGAAGGCUUCAAAGAUGAGAAAUGGGGGAACGUACCAUUCCUAAUGCCAAGAGAUGAUAAUGACGCUACUUUUUUACAUCCCGCAGAAAAGUUUUAUUAAUACUGCAGUGUAUGCAAACAUUGCAUUUCUCCAAGACCAUAUCUUGACUUUGCCUGAAGCUCGAAGGCAGAAGCGGCUAAUCACUUCAUUACAUUCGCAGCCUAAUUUAGGUCAACGUCAUCGUUCCUGGUGGUCUUUCGAAAGAAACUAGUGGAUCUGUUUUGACAUGAUGCUCGUAAAUUAUGCAAUUGGCUGUUUACUAAUGUCUCGUGACCGUUUUUAUGUUCCGAAUUAAGGUAUUUCUAAUUAUUUACAUAAAAUUUUGUGCUUUUAACUUGAAAUUAGUAGCAUACGCCUUAGUUUUUUUAUUUCAAAAUUAUGAAAGUGGUUGUAUCAUAAUUACCACGUUUACUUUCAUCAAGGAAUGAAGUAUUUUGGUGCUUGGUGAUAGUGUUCCAUAAUUAUUUUUACAGCUGCCCCCAGAGGAAUUCAAAGAAAUCACGUAUCCUGUUUAGUCAAGAAAAUCACAGAAGCCCAAAUUAUAAAAAGCUAAGAAAAACAUUCAAAUUGGAUUAUUUAAUUUCACCAGCCUAAGUGACAUUUUUGCACGUUUUGGGUAAGUUUAGCACUGGAAGCCUCGAAUCUGGUAAAUAAAUGAAGCUAGGAAACUCCUGGUGGGGUUGAACCCACAUGGUAGAGAACAUGAGGUUACUUUAGCCCAUCACAGCUAUGAAAUCAUUCUUUGCUAUCACGGAUGGGUUAACAUCUGCCUUACUCUUGCUUAGUAUAGGUUUGAAUCCCACCUGGGCAAGAAUGAACUUUCUCAUUUACUUCCCUCUUCAGAUAAGACUUGUAGGGCUAAGCACAUCCAGUAAGUUAACAGGAAAUAUAGAGACAGAGAUACUUAGGCCAUUAAUAGUAGUUGUACGGUUUUGGCGAGAGUAACUCAUUCCGUAUCAGAAAUCUUCACUGACGACUAUUAACUACUUUGUAGACUAAGGAGAUUUUCUGUUAUCUUGGUUAUCAAGGUGAAAUGCUAUGUGACUGCUGGAUACGUGAACUUUAGAGCUUCCCCCAAAACGAUGAUUUCUUCAUCCUAAACGUGGCACCGCAAACUAAAGAGUUAUAUCACGGGUCUGGCAGUAGCUCAUUGCUCUCUCCAUCCACUUAUUUUUUUAUACCUAUUUUCAUACCAUAUAUAUAUUUGCUUUAAAUAAAAAGAGGUUAUAAAUAAGGAAUAAUAUUGUUAAACCAUUCUUUGGAAAUAUGUCAGUCGACACUGAUGGCGAGCGGUUUUAUCACUUGCUGUUGUUUAACUUGGAGAAAUUGCUUACCUGUAAAAAAAAAUAUAUAUAAAAAAAGCAUCCCAAAAUGGAAGUUUGUUAGUGAGACAGGUUUUGUAUGAGGGAAUGAAUGGUUCAUUACCUGGGAUGUGUUGUUUAUAAUGAAUACUGUACAGAUUGUGAAAAUAUUUGUAUGUGAAAUAUUUAAUAUGAAAAAUGAAAAUUAUAUAAAAUUAUGCAUUUUAA
This is a messenger RNA of Macrobrachium nipponense, 10661 nucleotides long. Its product is annotated as golgin subfamily B member 1-like. Lineage: Eukaryota; Metazoa; Arthropoda; Malacostraca; Decapoda; Palaemonidae. The record is from RefSeq and is a predicted model, not a curated record.